Molecule: messenger RNA, 1640 nt
Organism: Copidosoma floridanum
Lineage: Eukaryota; Metazoa; Arthropoda; Insecta; Hymenoptera; Encyrtidae
Gene: Mpcp1
Product: Mitochondrial phosphate carrier protein 1
Biological process (GO): mitochondrial phosphate ion transmembrane transport
Cellular component (GO): mitochondrial inner membrane
Molecular function (GO): phosphate transmembrane transporter activity
Source: RefSeq, a predicted model, not a curated record
CUCUCUCCCAAACUCAAACCCCCGCCGAACGGAGCAGCCAAGAUCAUCGCACAUUCACGGCAGCUGCAAAAAGGAGUCUACCACUUUCCUUCUAUCCGUCACGAUACUUAAAUACCCGUAACAUCCCCUCCGACCUCCGACCCCUUUUCGGCGGUGGUGCAAGCACAGACAAGUGGUUAUCAUCUAAGAGAGCGAGACAAGUUAGCAAGCAGGAUGUUUUCGGCGCUGAAGGAGGCGUCCAAGUCGACCCCGUUUUCGGGACCCCAUCAACAACUAAGCCAGCAGGAGAAGCCCCAAGGUCUCGUCCAGGGCAGGACCAUAGCUGCAGCUGACGCCCUACCAGGCGACAGCUGUGAAUUUGGUUCAAACCACUAUUUCAUGCUAUGUGGUCUUGGUGGUAUCUUGUCCUGUGGCCUCACCCACACAAUGGUCACCCCCUUGGAUUUGGUUAAAUGCCGUAUUCAGGUGAAUCCAGAAAAGUACAAGUCUGUUGUAAACGGAUUCAAGGUUACACAUGCUGAAGAUGGUACAAGAGGUUUGGUCAGGGGCUGGGCCCCUACAUUUUUUGGAUACUCAGUCCAAGGAAUGUUCAAGUUUGGACUCUAUGAAGUCUUUAAGGUACAAUAUUCAAACUUGGUCGGAGAAGAGAUUUCUUAUGAGUACAGAACAAGUUUGUACUUGGUUUCUUCUGCAUCUGCAGAAUUCUUUGCUGAUAUUGGUUUGGCUCCGUUUGAAGCAGCUAAGGUUAAAAUCCAAACAACACCUGGUUUUGCCAACACUUUGAGAGAGGCUUUCCCUAAAAUCGCAGCUGAAGAAGGUAUGAGCGGAUUUUAUAAGGGACUGGUACCUUUAUGGCUUCGCCAAAUUCCAUACACAAUGAUGAAAUUCGCUUGCUUUGAGCGAACCGUCGAACUACUGUACAAAUACGUUGUACCCAAGCCACGUGCUCAAUGUACCAAAGGAGAGCAAUUGCUUGUUACGUUUGCUGCUGGUUACAUUGCUGGAGUUUUCUGCGCUAUUGUAUCACACCCUGCUGACUCGGUGGUGUCCAAGCUAAAUCAAGAAAAGGGAGCCAGCGCCGUGGAUGUAUUGAAAAAGUUAGGUUUUGGUGGAGUCUGGAAGGGUCUUGCACCUAGGAUUGUCAUGAUUGGUACUCUCACUGCCGCUCAAUGGUUCAUUUACGAUGCUGUUAAGGUAUGGCUUCGCAUGCCGCGUCCUCCUCCACCAGAGAUGCCAGAAAGUCUCAAGAAAAAGUACGGUUUAGCUUAAGUAUCACGUUUUCAAAAAAUAAAGAUGAUGGAUCAUCUGACUAAAGAAUGCUAGAGUAAUGAUAAUAAUUAGACCAACUCAGUUGCCUUCCCAGUAACAAAUUGAAUUGUUAAAAACUGCCCAUUCUUAAAUGUAUUACAGUAUUUAUUUAAUGUUUCGUACUCUCUUGUUGCUUAAUUUAUGCCAAUUAUGGGAAGGCAAUUUUUAAUUAAUGCUGCGAUGCAAGUUCAUUGCUAGUACAUGAUUAUAAAUCGUACUGUUAAAAAUCAAGUACGCUUUCAACUCCGUUAUUUCGACAAUGUCAAUUUAUUGUCACGAUGUAAAUAGAACAAUCACUAUAAAUAAACGAUCUGGUUGCACCACUGUUCAAA